Parasteatoda tepidariorum (common house spider) is the source of this 2760-nucleotide messenger RNA. RefSeq names its product ATP-dependent DNA helicase PIF1. Gene Ontology annotation, molecular function: DNA helicase activity. Gene Ontology annotation, biological process: DNA repair; telomere maintenance. NCBI's taxonomy places the organism in Eukaryota, Metazoa, Arthropoda, Arachnida, Araneae, Theridiidae. The record is from RefSeq and is a predicted model, not a curated record.
AUGUCUCCAGCGGACAAGAUUCACAGCGCUGACCAACUUGACGAUUUUAUCUCGGCGGCAAUUCCAGAAGAUGGUCCGGAACUCAAGGAACUGAUCUCGAAAUGGAUGAUCCAUAACCCGUGUGGUGAUAUGAACUCAAGCGCUCCGUGCAUGGUCAGCAAACAUGGAAGAGACCAGUGCAGAUGGGGAUUUCCAGUGGAACAUCAAGACAUGACAUCGCUGGUGGACGAUGAAAAGCCGAGGUAUCGCCGACGCUACAAUCCGUUGUUGGAUCCAAUGAACCCAGAAUUUUUGCAUGAGCAAGCCAUCUACAGGAAAGACUGCAACGGCCAGCGCGUCACCACAGACAACCGCCACGUCGUUCCAUACAUCGCCUACCUGCUCAAGAAGUAUCAAUGCCACAUCAAUGUCGAAUUCACGAUCAUCUACAACGAGGCGGAGAAGUACGUAGAAGCUCGCUAUAUCUCACCAGUUGAAGCAUGUUGGCGCCUAUUCAAGGAUUUCGAGAUCCAAGCGAAAAGCCACACCGUCGUUCGACUUGACAUUCACCUACCCGGACAAGAUGGCGUUAACUUGGACCAAACGCCUGUUGACCUUGCCGAUAUUGGACAGAAGGGAUCGACCUUAAGGGCUUACUUCCGCCAUAACACCGCGCUGAAAGAAGACGAAGCGAACGGAAAGGCAGUCACCUACCACUAUUACCAUGAAAUGCCGGAGCACUACCGAUGGAUUCGCCAGACGAGCACUUGGCAGAAGAACGUGAAUGCUUGCAGCAGAAUUGGUCGCGUACAUCCAGUCAACUUCGUUUCCCAGCCAGAACUUUUCUUCAUGCGCACGCUUUUGUUCCACGUCAAAGAACCAACGAGCUUCAGAGACCUCUACACUGUCGACGGUGUCCAGCACGCAACCUACAAGCAAGCCUGUCUAGCCAGAGGCCUCACAUACGACGACCAACAGUACGUAGAAGGACUCCGCGAAUCUGCUUCAUCGAAAAUGCCAAGUGUUAUGCGCAUACUCUUGGCUCAAAUCCUGAUACCUGGUGCGCCAGAAAACCCGAAGAGAUUAUGGGAAAUGUUCAAAGAGGACCUCGCGGAAGAUUUCAUUCGAGAAGCAAGACGCACUGGUGGUUCCAUAGAAGAAGCGAUAAAGCGUGCCUACCGAAUCAUCGCGCAUAAGCUGGACACCGAAGCUACCGAAGGCCGCAACUUCCGAUACUGGGUUCAGACACAUGGCAUGGAAGACAUCGACAACUAUGAGCAAGAUUUGGAACACGAUAUGAUCGACGUCGACGAAUCAACAGCAAUCGGAGACCGCAUGUACCAGCAACUCAACGAAAAGCAGCGUGAAAUCGUCGACACCAUAAUCCAAGCACUUGAAGACCCAACUCCUGCUGCGAAAUGCUUCUUCAUAGAUGAACUAGGAGAAACCGGGAAGACAUUCGUCUACAGCACGCUGUAUCGCAUCGUUACCGGAAGGCUUAAGAAAGUGAAAUGCAUGGCUUACACCGGGAUAGCAGCGAUUCUUCUACCGAGUGGUCAAACAACGCACCGAACCUUUGGCUUGAAAGUCCCGCUUACAUCCGACUCAAGAUCAUCCAUCAAACCAGGAUCACCGAAGGCGAACGCACUCAAAGGAGCCCACAUGUGUCUGAUGGACGAAGCUCCGAUGAUGUCAAAAUACGGCUUGCACAACAUCGACGAACUCCUACGCGCGAUUUGCAACAACAUUCCGUUUGGAGGCAAAGUCAUGGUGCUUGGUGGCGACUUCCGACAGUGCUGUCCAGUUCAACAACGUGCCAACAAAAGCGAAAUACUCGACCUUUUGAUCAAGAGAAGCCAUCUGUGGCAACACUUCAAGACUUAUUCGCUCGAAAAGAACAUGCGCGUUGAUCCCGAAGAAGAAGAAUUCGCGAAAUACCUGCUAAAGCUCGGCGACGGGGAACUCGAAGUGAAUGAACUCGGCGAAAUAGAAGUCCCAGAAGAAAUUCGCUCUGGUGGUAACCUCAUCGAUGAAAUCUUCGGACCAUGCCUCAGAAGUGGGAACUACGAAGCAAUGAAGAAUCGCGCUAUUCUUGCACCAUUGAACGACGAUAAGGACAAGAUCAACGAGCAGAUUAUCGCUAUGCUUCCAGGCGAAGAGAAGACAUACACAAGUUUCGACUCGGUAAAGGAUCAACAUGAAGGGGGAAUUCAAUUCGCGCCUGAAUUCCUGAACUCGAUCAACAUCGCCGACUUGCCUCCACACAAUCUGAAGCUCAAGAAGAACGCCAUCAUCAUGCUUCUCCGAAACUUGGACGUCUCUGAAGGAAUGUGCAACGGAACACGAUUGAUUGUCACCGAACUUUGCAACAACAUCAUCAAGGCUAAGAUCAUCACCGGUGAACACGCAGGCCGACAAGUACACCUUCCAAGGAUCACGCUCGACUCCAGCAAAUCACAGCUUGGCGCAACUAUGCAACGGCACCAAUUCCCAGUUACUCCAGCAUUCGCCAUUACGAUACACAAGUCACAAGGCCAAACAUUCGAAUUCGUCGGCGUGCUUCUCCUCACGACGGUCUUCGUGCACGGAAUGCUCUACGUCGCGUUUUCAAGAGUCAAGCGUCAAAGUGCGUUGAAGGUCCUGCUGCCUCCUGAGAAUCCAACCCACACCCGAAACGUCGUAUGGAAGGAAGUCCUGAACAAGAGAAACUCACCAGCCGCACCUGCCUCUCCGACAAGAAACUACCUGGACAACAUGGAAGACUUCGCAAUCGAUGAUUAA